UGCCCUUUCUUAGACGUAAUCCAACGCGCCUUCGCCAACCGCCGUGUGUUCUUUGCUCUCUCAGUCUCUGCAUCUUCCUCCUCCACUGUUUAAAGAACAUAAAUCCGAACAGAGGCACAGACAUUUCAUUUAAUCUCGGCAUUCAAGAUCUGCAACAGAUUUUUCCACUUCGAGCGAUAAUCGCCAUUGACUUCAAUUACAGAUACAUUACUCACACAGGUACUGUUUGUGUGUAAAUGCUGUUUCAGUUAAGGCAUGCAUAGUGAGUUGUACUAGAUUUUAUGAUUUGAAAUGAUGUACAAAUGGAUUCGAAAUGUUGUUGUAAGUUGUGGUUUAUAUAAGUUUUUGUGUUGGUGAGUUGCGAUUUUUGUAGUUAGGGCUUCUUUUUGCUAGAUCUAAUACUCAAUGGUUUGUGUAAGUCUGUUGUGUUCUUGCCUUUGAAUCUUUUCCCCGUCGACACUUUCUUUGCUCAUGAUAACUAUUUUUUUGCUGAAGGUUUGUGGUUGAUUUUUCCUUUUAGUAGUAGUAAUAUAUAUUUAUUAUGUAGCAGUUCAGAAAUAGGGAUGAAAGAUCAUUGUUUUUUUUGUAUAUUAGUAGGUAACUGCUGAUCUGACUGGAAUUUUGGAGUGAUGUUAAUAUGUAACAGCUGAUGUCUUUCUAUAUCGUAAAAAUUAAGUGUAUGAAGAGUAGUUUCAGGAAUUGAGAAACGAAACUGAGUUGAAUUUGGAAUUUUAUUGAUUCAGGUUGUUGAAGAUGGAGAGAAGAAUUGAUCCUGACGCACCACUUGAUUAUGUCGAACUUCAGAUAUUUCCAAGCCAUAACAGGUAUGAGGCAUGUGUAUCAGUUAGUAAUAGAGCAGAAAAGGUAGCAUCUGGAGACUUGCAACAACUGUUAUCACAUUUACCUCAAGUAAAAGAUUUGUCGUCCCAAAGCUCCAGCUCGAACUUCAAGAUUCUACCACCUGACAAUGUCAACGACUGGUUUACGACAGCCAAAUUGACAAGAUUCCUACUCAUUGUUGGUUCACCCGACAUUCUUAGUAUUGGAAAUGAAAUUUCUCAAUUAGAGGAGACCAGAAAAUUCCAACUUUCAUUGUUUGCAAGGGCUGAAGUUGAUAUGACAUCAUCCUAUGAAUCAAAGAAUGAACUACUGCAAACAGUUGAUUUGAGGCUCUCAGGAUUGAAGGAGAAAUUAGCAGAUGCCCUGAACCAAGCUACUGGUGCUACAUGCUCACCCAAGGAUAUUUCUGACUUGGAAAAUUUUGCUCAUCAUUUUGGAGCUGAAGAGAUAAGGGAUUCAUUGCAAAAGCUUGUAGAAUUGAGCCAAAUCCCAUCACUGGAAGACUCUACAACAGAAAGAAAUGUUUCGGCUUCUCAGUUGAACCCACCUGUAAAAUAUGGUGUCUCCCCAGCAAAAGCUGCACAGAUGGAACGACAGAGCUCAUCAGAUAGCGAAACCUCUUUUUCAAGUGAUGAUGAGCAACCAUCUGCUGAAAGAAGCCGGACUCUUGCGAGAUCUGCGACACCUAGAAGGUCAGCUUCUCCAAUGCGACGAAUCCAAAUUGGACGAUCUGGUCCGCGCAGGGCAGCCACAUUAAGCAUCAAGAGUCUCAACCAUUUUCCAACCAGGGAGAAGACAGCAAAUCAGAGAGAUGUAGCUGGUCACAGUAGUGAAGAGGAUGACUCAGAGAAAUCCAUUAAGCGUAACGCGUUAAGAAUGAGUGUGCAAGAUAAAAUCAGUCUAUUUGAGAGCAAAAAGAAAGAUCAAGAUGUGGACACUCAGAAGCCAAAGACAUUGUUGCCUGCAGCUGUCACAAACAAAGCUGUACUGAGAAGAUGGAGCUCAGGAAUGGGUGAAAGUGCUAUCAAGUGCCUCCAUGAUACAAGUAAUGAAACUUCUUCUCCAGUCAGUCCCAAAGAUGCAGCUCCAUGUGGCAAUGCAGAGUCUUGUGCAAGUCAAAGUUCUGCCAAAACCGCAGAAAACAUCAAAUCAUCUGUGCCCAAAAAUGGUGCUGCUGAGACAUUAGACGUAGAAGUAAAUCCAGAGCAUGAAAGAGAGGGAAGUUGUGAAAAGCAUCCUGCCUCAAUUGAAUGGAACCAACAAAAGGAAGCAGAACUGAACCAGUUGUUCACGAAAAUGAUGGAAAGCAAGCCAGUUAGGCGGCAAAGUGUGGCCAAUGAUAGCAAAAGUAAAAGUUCUCCCAAGGAGAACAGAGGUGGAUUUUAUGAUCACUAUAAGCAAAAGAGGGAUGAAAAGCUUCGAAAGGAAGCUGCUGGAAAGAAAGCUGAGAAAGAAGCCCAAUUUAAAGAGAUGCAUCAAUUUCUUGAUGAGAGAAAAGCUGAGAUGGCUUCCACUAACACGAGUGAUGUUCCUAGAAGACAUUCUACCAUCAAUAAACCCAAAAACCCUCAAAAGAACCCGACCCUGUUGCCAAAUUCCAGAAAGGAACCCUCAAAAGCUUCCAUUGUGAAGAAAGCUACAUCUAAACCAUCUCAUUUGCCAGCUACACGCAAGUCAUGGCCGUCAACCCCAUCACCAAGAGCUACAGAAGCGUCACCUGCUACAACUCGAUCUGGUGUCAUUUCUUCUAGUGUUACACCAACUCGAAAACCUUGGUCUGCAUCAUCAGCUGUUCGUACAAGCACAAAGGUCGAAAAGGUGCAACCUCGAUCAAAGACACUAAAAGCAACUCAACCUGAUGCUAAAAAGACCAUUAAAACUGUCAGUGAGAAGAAGCAGCCAAUUGCAAAAAGUGCACAAACAGCAAAACCGAAAGUCCGACCUCAAGUAGGCACUCCUGUUGCUGCCACCGCUACCACCACCACCACCACCACCACAGCUAAACCCAGUUUUUACAACAAGGUUACUAAGAAAAGCAGUGUGGUCCCACUGGAAACAAAACCUUUCCUCCGCAAAGGAACUGGGAUUGGCCCUGGUGCUGGUGCAGUUGUUGUCAAGAAAGUUGUGGUUGAUCAACCUGAGGAAUCUCUUAGCUCCGGGGAUCUGAUCCAGGCCGAGAAAAAUCAGGUGGUCGAGACUACUGAAUUCACCAGUCAAAAUCAGGAGAAGGAAUGUAAACCACCCGAACCCGUUGCCAAAUUGGACUCAGAAACAAAUGCAGUUAGCCUUAGCCCCACCAAGUGUGAAGAAUCAGAGAGUUCUAAUCAAUUUGACGUUUCUAGCGAUGAUGGUCUUAAAAGGAUAGAAAUGUCUGAAUUUAACACUAUUACUGAAGAGGAAUCAACAAUUUCCCCAACUGCAUGGGUGGAAAUUGAAGAUGAAAAUCGUCAGGAUGAGAUUAUUCAAUGCAAAGAAACCCCCAUCCAGACAGCCGGUUCUGGUCCAACCAAUCUUGAUGCAGUGGCAGGAGUUUCUAGCCCACGGGUUCGUCACUCUUUAUUUCAGAUGCUUCUUGAGGAGACGGGUGAAGCCGACAGUUGUGAAUGGGGAAAUGCUCAGCACCCACCUGCCAUGGUUUACCAAAAAGAUGCACCCAAAGGGUUUAAGCGACUCUUGAAGUUUGCUCGAAAAACUAAAGCUGAUCUAACCGAUGGUUCUAGUCCGUCAAGCAUUUUCAGGAGAGGGUGAGGCUGAAGAAUUUUAAGGUCAAUCAGAUAGAAGUAUAGUGGCUGCGAGGAUCAUCAAAGAUACCAGAAACAUAAGGUGAAUUCCCGUUAAAUUUGGUUGCAAGCUACUGAGAAAUAUAUUUCAAGAAAUCAGUGUUAUAAAAUGCAUUAAGCACAGGUUGAGUCAUACUGUUGGUGCUUCAUGGCCUAAGCACACAGAUUAAGCAGUUCAUUUUCGAUAUAUAAAAUCAUCUUUAGAUUAUAUUAACUAGUUAAAUUGUAAGUUUUC
Messenger RNA from Cynara cardunculus var. scolymus (artichoke), 3855 nucleotides. RefSeq lists its product as uncharacterized. Lineage: Eukaryota; Viridiplantae; Streptophyta; Magnoliopsida; Asterales; Asteraceae. The transcript is spliced from 7 exons. The record is from RefSeq and is a predicted model, not a curated record. Bases 754 to 3588 code for a protein of 944 amino acids.